Messenger RNA from Venturia canescens, 560 nucleotides. It is a transcript of the gene RpLP1, whose product is annotated as Ribosomal protein LP1. The record is from RefSeq and is a predicted model, not a curated record. Gene Ontology annotation, cellular component: ribosome; cytosolic large ribosomal subunit. Gene Ontology annotation, molecular function: ribonucleoprotein complex binding; structural constituent of ribosome; protein kinase activator activity. The transcript is spliced from 4 exons. NCBI's taxonomy places the organism in Eukaryota, Metazoa, Arthropoda, Insecta, Hymenoptera, Ichneumonidae. The coding region runs from base 163 to 498 and encodes 111 amino acids. Gene Ontology annotation, biological process: translational elongation; cytoplasmic translation.
GCCACUCUCUCGUUUCCGCCGAGUUCCUCUUCCGUUUUUCUUUGGGCUCGAGCUAACCCCGCGUGUGCUUGUUCUCUCUUUUGGAGCUAAGGCCUGAAUCGGCGACUUGCACCUUUUUAAACAUCCAUCCAUCAACUCAACGUCGAUCUAAUCAACAAGAAAAUGACGACUAAGGCUGAGCUUGCUUGCGUUUACUCCGCACUUAUCCUCACCGAUGACGAUGUCGCGGUUACUGGCGAAAAAAUCCAGACCAUCUUGAAAGCCGCCAACGUUGAUGUUGAGCCUUACUGGCCUGGCCUCUUCGCCAAAUCCCUCGAAGGUGUGAACGUCAAGGAACUCAUCACUAACAUCGGUUCCGGUGUAGGCGCUGCACCAGCUGGUGGAGCACCGGCAGCUGUUGCUGCUGCCGCGGAAGCUGCACCGGCCAAGAAGGAAGAGAAGAAAGAAGAACCCGAAGAAGAGUCCGACGACGACAUGGGCUUGGGUUUCUUCGGUUAAACUCAGGUAUCGUCGGUGACAUCAUUUUUACUAUGUAAAAUGACAAAACAAUAAAUAAAAUU